AUGAAGAAGUUCAUCGGCUCGAUAAAACGCAACACGACAAACGCUCGUUCCAAGAGCAAUGACCGUCACAAUGGAGCUCCGGUCGUUCAGUCGCUGCCUCAAGGUGACCAUCCAGAGGCCGUCGUCGUGCGAGAAUCGAUAGCAUUCUGUGAAGCUGGUGCGCCUGGGUCGCAAAGCGCCGGUGAUGAAUACCUUCACCUACCCGCCAUUGUUGAUGCUUGCGAAUCCAGCCCUUCUGCUGCACGGGAAGCUGCAAUGACUGUCCAGCGAUAUCUGUCCAAACAGAACUUCGACAGAGGCUAUGCUCAGUACAAUGCAAUCAUGCUGAUGCGUAUCCUGACCGACAACCCUGGUCGCAACUUCACCCAGAACUUCGAUAAGAAUUUCAACUCGACGCUAAAGACUCUGCUGCGAGAAUGCAGGGACUCGAGUGUACAGCAAAUCACACGUGAGACGCUGGAUUACUUCGAGGUCGAGAAGCUGAAUGGCAAUGAAACUCUUAUGGCUCUGAUGGAGAUGUGGCGCAAAGAGAAAGGUUCUUCGGCUCGGAUGUACUCUUCAAGUGUAGGCAUGGAUGGUACUGCUGUCAUAAGCCAUGAUUUCACUCACAACGACCAGGGUCGAUCGCAUAGCCAGCCAUAUACAAACAACCACCGAGAGUCGAGACCUCCUAGGGGUCUUCCACCCGCCGACGAGCUUGCAGCACGAAUUGAAGAGGCAAGGACUAGUGCUCGGCUGCUCGUACAGAUGUGCCAGUCGACACCACCUCAGGAAUUGAUUGGUAAUGAGCUCAUCAAGGAGUUUGCCGAACGAGCCAGACAGGCAAACAAGAGCAUACAGCAAUACAUGGCCUGCGAGAACCCGUCACCAGACGAGCACACCAUGCUGACUCUGAUCGAGACAAGCGAACAACUCAGCAUCUCAAUGACCAAGCAUCAAAGAGCCAUGCUUCAAGCACGCAAAGCCACAGGACAAGCUUCUCCGUCUCCUCAACCUCAAUCAAACCAGCAAGAUCCUUUCUCCACCUCUACCUUACAAAGUGCUCUACCUCCACAGCAGCCACCUCGUCCUCAGCAAGCAAUGUACCAGCCACCGCAACAACAACCUGCAUAUCAGCAAUCGCCCUACCAACAGCCACCUCACCAACGGCAAUUCAACACCAGAUACGAAUCAGAAGACCUCUACAACACUAACUCGCCCGGAGGUCUCGUCAGUCCCAUAGACCACAACGAGCACUCCUACAUGCCACCAUCUGGACCUCCACCAGCAGCAAUAGCAGCACGCAGACAAGAAAACGAGCCUCAACCAUACCAGACACGCCCCGAAUCUCCCAUCUCCCCUCAACGUCAAACCCGCCACAUGCGAUCCGAGUCCGCAGCGAAAGACUACGACGUCUCUGAGAACCCUUUCGCAGAUGAUAAUGCCUACGCCGCCCCAGCACAUCCCCCUCCCUCUGCACAGACACAAACCCAACCAUUACCACAACAGCAACAAAACACGCGCGACUCAUACUCCCUGUUCAACCGUGCCGCCGGCCAAUUGCGAGACCCCUCUUCGCCUAGCACUACGCGAAACACUCACUCUCAUACCAACGCACCUUCCUCUACUCCUCCUCCCGUCAGUGAACUGGACUCCGGAUCGUACCCGGCACCAGCACCGGCGUCGCAUGGCCACCGGGACAAUAUUCAGGAUAGGCCGGGAUUGCAUGGGUAUAAUUCUGGGUGGCAGCCAACGCCAAGUUUUAUGGGGAGGCAGGCGAGUAGUGAGGCGCAUAUUACGAUGAGUGGGGGGAGUGGAGAUCGGAGAUGA
This is a messenger RNA of Lithohypha guttulata, 1809 nucleotides long. RefSeq lists its product as uncharacterized. The record is from RefSeq and is a predicted model, not a curated record. Lineage: Eukaryota; Fungi; Ascomycota; Eurotiomycetes; Chaetothyriales; Trichomeriaceae. Bases 1 to 1809 code for a protein of 602 amino acids. Gene Ontology annotation, molecular function: phosphatidylinositol binding; ubiquitin binding. The transcript has a single exon.